AGUUUCAUUUACAGGGAAACGGUAACCUAGAAGGUGUUGUAUGUUCUUUCACACAAACACAGAGAUCAGAUACCGGACAGCAGCAGACUAACACAGGAUGAUGAAGAUGACAGGAAGAGUCCUGAUGUGUGUAGCUCUGCUCCUGCUCCUGUCCUCUGUGUCGGCUGUACAGAGACACCUCGAUUCAAUCAACGAUUUGAAGAAAAUCGACUUUGAUCAAUCUGUGCCCAAACACAGUCUUUUGUUGCUUCACUGGUUUGCCAACACAGUGGACUUAGAUAAUAACAAUAUAAUUUCCCUGACAUUUGAGCCAAACAGAGGAGCUUAUGGCUCACAUCAUUAUGGCAACUUUGAGGGAGUGUUGGAGCCACUGCCUCGAGGAAAUGUAUACCGGUACUUCACUAUUGGCCACCUCUAUCAAGAAACAUCCGUGCCACUUCCAGCUUAUGUUGUCCGUUCUCCAUCAGGGUAUGUGGGAAGAAACAGGGACCGGAUCAUAAUUCGUGUCAGAGAGCAGAACACAGGACUGCAAGAUUUGCAGAGGAUAGACCAAGUUUAUAUCACACAGCAUUAUGACACUUCUGAAAAUCUUGGUACAGCGUAUGAUCCAGAUCAUACCUACAGGAUCACUAUCAACCUCUUGAGACAGAUCAGAGAGUUUUCUGUGGGAGGAAACCAACAGCAACUGCUGCAACUCAGAAACCGCUUUGGAAGCAACGCUGAUGUUCCCCAAAUCCGAAACACAUGGGGUGAACUUGCUUUCCUUGGACUGCUGCUGUUUAUUGUGAUCCAGGAAAAGAACUCCUCUAACCAACAAAACAGCAGACCAAAAAACAGAAGAAUUCCUUUGGAUGAUAAUUCGGCCAGAGAGACCAAUGUUCCUAGAGGUUUUCGAAACCAAGAUGACGUUGUAUUGAACAUCAAUAACUAUGAAGACCGAAAUGCCAGCAGGACGACUUGGAACAGAGAAUCCCACUUUCACAAUACCUCAGUACCCCAGAACAACCGCCAGUGGUCGUUCUGUUGUAAAUGUUGUGUUUGUUGCAUUGUCACCAUAUGCUUAAUUGCAUUGGGUGCUGUAUUAUUGUUCUUGUUUAGAGAUAAGUUAAAAUGAGAGUGCAAUCAUAAAGAGUGUAAAUAUUAAAGUCUAAUGUAACAAUAAAGUGAAAAUAAGGAGUAAACCCCAAAUAGAAACGAUGCCAAAAUCAGGAUCGGGUGGGGUUGCAUAUAGACUACAAAACAGAUUGUUCAUGAUUAUGUCAAUGAAAUUGCAGUUAAUAUCCCACUGUGUCCUGUGAGUCAGUUGUGAUAUUAAUACAACUUUAUAAUUAUAAUUAUUAUUAUUGUUGUUAUUAUUAUUAUGCAUGUCACUGCUUAGUUUACCGUUUAUGUGUAUUGUAUAAACAUCUGGUCAAUUUGUUGUAUCAAAAGUAUUUGAACUGAGCGAAAUGUCUUGUUUUGUAUAUGAUAACGCACUGCUCUGGCAUGGACAUUAAGCAGCAGAGUCAUGCUCCAUGUAGAAUAUGAUAGUAUCAUCACUGAUGAUUCAUCCUGUGUCUGAUAGGGAUGAAGUGAGUGUAUAUUGCAUUGAUAAAUAAAUAAAAAGAAUGA
This is a messenger RNA of Anoplopoma fimbria (sablefish), 1611 nucleotides long. RefSeq lists its product as uncharacterized. Lineage: Eukaryota; Metazoa; Chordata; Actinopteri; Perciformes; Anoplopomatidae. Bases 98 to 1114 code for a protein of 338 amino acids. The transcript has 2 exons. The record is from RefSeq and is a predicted model, not a curated record.